AUGUUUGUUUCAGGUCUCCUCUUUCAUAGAGCGAUUUUGAUGUCCGGAUCUGGACUCAGCCCGUGGUCUUUGGUGGCCGACCCCAAUAAGUAUGCAGCAAUUGUGGCAACACACGCCAACUGCUCACCAGACUUGACACCCCCAGCGCUGCUGCGAUGCUUAAGAGAGCGACCAUUAGAGGCAUUGCUCUCCGCACCAGUUCAAGCGCCUGACUUCGCUUAUGCCUUCGGGCCGAGCGUCGACGGUGUUGUUAUAGGCAAGUAA
Molecule: messenger RNA, 264 nt
Organism: Bombyx mandarina (wild silkworm)
Lineage: Eukaryota; Metazoa; Arthropoda; Insecta; Lepidoptera; Bombycidae
Product: neuroligin-1-like
Source: RefSeq, a predicted model, not a curated record